UAAAAUUAAUCUUUGGCCAAAAAAUGAAAUAGAUUUAUUUCAAAAUCUGGGGUAACGCAGUGGUAACGCAGAUGAUGCUUAUCGUGUUAAGGGGGUGCUUAAUUUCUGGACUAUUGAACUCCGAACGCGUUAUAUUUCUAUAAAUAAAGAAAUGCCUGCUUUUUGGUUUUUUAACGAAAAAAUGUCUGAAGAUAGUCCGGAUUGUGAAAUUUGGGACAAGAGAACAAACGAACUGGUUCAAAAAAUUAGAAAUACUGAAACGAAAACUUCAACCAACCGAUCUAUUACAACAACCGGUAAAACUACUAGUGAAUACAUAAAUCAAGAAAACGCGUCUUUUUCUUUUCAGCCAAAAAAUGAACGUUCAAAAAACACUAUCAAGACUCGAUUAAAACAAAAUAAUACUAAAACUACACGUACUAUUUCAACUACCAAAACACGAACUUUAUUUUCAUUUUUUGCGCCAAAAAUAUCAUCUAAUAGGACGACAGAAAAUAAUGAUAAUGAUAUAAAUAUUAAUAUUGAACAGGAAAAGAAUUUAUCCGAUAAUGCAUCAAAAUAUUGGAAUUCGGUUAGAGAAAGUCGGCAGCAAUCAGAUGAUAAGAAUGAGAAACAAAAUGAACCAUUUCCUUGUGAGGAAGAGUUAAAUUUAGCUAUGAAUGAAAUAAGUGAAAUGGUCAUUAUUGAUGAUAAUUCGACUUCUUGUCCUAUUUGUGGAAUAUCUUUGAAAAAUUUUUCAUAUAAAAAAUCAAACGAACACAUUAAUAACUGUAUCGAUAGUCCAUUAAAGUUGUCCGUAACAAAAAAAAAAAUAUUCGACAACACUGAAUCAUCAUUACUGCUUGAGCCACAAAAUCCUUUAUUCAGCAUAGAUGAAAAAGGAUCAACCAAUAUACUAGACGUUGAACAACCUGAAGAUAAUGAAUUAGUUAUUAAUAAGAAACAAGAUCGGGUUGCACAAUCUAAAAAAGAAUGUCCAUGGUAUAAAAAGCUUCCAGACACAAGUAUAACAGUGGAUGCAUUUAAAUAUGGCAAGAUUCCUCAUUGCACUGCCUACUUUUUGAGUCACUUCCAUUCAGAUCAUUAUAAUGGAUUAACCUCAAAGUGGUCUAAUGGAUUGAUUUACUGUUCCACAGUUACCGGUAAUUUGGUAAUCCAAAAAUUAAAAGUGGCGCGUAAUUUUGUUCGUAAACUUCCUAUGAAUGAUGAAGUUAGCAUUGAUAGCAACAAUGAUAUUACGGUUACUUUGAUUGAUGCUAAUCAUUGUCCCGGAUCAGCACUUUUUUUGUUCAAAUUGAAGGACAAGAGUGGCCGAAUCAAGCGAUAUCUUCAUACUGGAGAUUUUCGUGCUUGUCCUCGACAAGUACUUCAUUCAGCAAUCGUACAACCUCAAAAUCCUGCAAUUGACAUUUUAUAUCUUGACACUACUUACUUAAAUCCACAAUAUUGUUUUCCUGCUCAAGAACAAGUUGUUAAUGCUGUGAUUAAACUGAUUCGCAAAGCAAUUAAUAGGGGUGAAUUAAUUCCUAUGAAACGUAGUAGUGGUUAUAAUGGUCAAUGGAGAAAUAAGCAACCUCGAUUGGACAAGUCACAACUUGCAUUAGAUAAAUGGUUUAAAAAAACAUCAACAGAUUCUAAUAAAACUGAACAAUUAGAAAAUGUGACAAAUGCAGAAGACAUUGCGAUGGAAGAUGAAUUUCAACAUGAAGAUAAUGAAGAUAAUGAUGAUAUGGACAUCGAUGAAACGAAAUUAAAGAAUAGCAAAAUUUUAAUUGUAAUUGGUACAUACUUAAUUGGUAAAGAGAAGGUCUUUUUUGGUAUAGCAAAAGCCUUUCGAUCAAGGAUUUACGUUACAGAUGAGAAGCGAAAAAUGCUUAUGUGUCAGGAAAUUCCCGGUAUAGAAUCACUUUUGACAAACGAUCCACAUCAAGCCAGCGUACAUGUUGUCUCUCUUAUGUCAAUAAAAUCCAGUAGUCUUUUUGCAUAUCUUGAAAGUCUUAAACCGACGUUCAAAUAUGUAAUGGCUUUUCGUCCAACUGGAUGGGCAUAUAAGGGACAAAAAUUUUCAUCAUCAUCUACGACAGAAGAAAUUCUUAAUACUUCUACUCCAUUCACCAUUGAUUCUAUAACACCAACUUUUUCUACAUCAAUAUGUCAAAUAUUUGGUGUACCUUAUUCCGAACAUUCAAGUUUUAGAGAGCUAGCUGCUUUUGUAUUGUCAUUGAAUAUAAGAAAAAUUAUACCUACAGUUAACAUUGGAUCUGAGAAAAGUCGGGAAAACAUGAACUAUUGGCUUGAUAAUUGGCAGAAGGAAAAGGAUAAGAACAAGAAUAUUAAAGUCGUGCCAUAUAAUACUGUGGAUCAUUGGUAAUUCGUUUUAGAUUUAAUUACGAGAAUAGACCAUAGAAAAAAACAAUAAAUUUAAAUUUGAAAAUGGAAUUUUAAUUUAUAAUAUCACGUGAUACUGUUUCUAUGUUCUCUCUCUCGAAAUUCAAUUUCAUCACAGCCAAAGUUUGUUAUAGUGAAGCUCAUUAUAGUGAAUUUGGCUUAUAGUGAACUAUUUUAUCUCCUUAGUUUCGUUAUAGAACCUACUGACAAAAUCUCGAUAUUAGAUAUA
Rhizophagus irregularis DAOM 181602=DAOM 197198 is the source of this 2617-nucleotide messenger RNA. NCBI's taxonomy places the organism in Eukaryota, Fungi, Glomeromycota, Glomeromycetes, Glomerales, Glomeraceae. The record is from RefSeq and is a predicted model, not a curated record.